UGCUAAUGGUGAGAUUUUUUUUUGUUUCUAGUAGUGUUUCUCGCUACUAGCAGCUUGCUUUUAUACACGUUACACAUAUUUUUGAAUCGUGACUUUGACCGUUUUGCUCCUUUCACUCAGCGAAAAGGUCUAAUUACUUCUUCCACCGCUGCAUGAGUGGGUUAAACUCUGCUGUUCCUCCAGGUGUCGGUGAGUGUUUUAUGAAUGAAUGUUUACUUGCCUGUUGCUAAGGGGAGGCAGGAGGGAAGGGGCGUCUGACGUCACGCUGUUUUAAACAAGUAUCUGGUCACGACGCACGGCGCGGACUGGCCCCGCCCACCUCCGCUCUGUUUAUAACGGGGCCGCUCCGGCCGCACACUGACCACUGGUUGUUGUGCGGUAGAUGCGGUAAACAGAGCCUGUGAAAGAGUGAAAGAGAGAGAGCAAGAGAAGACAGAGAUGUACUGGGACACGAUCAUCAAGCCAGGGGACAGAAACACAGACAGCAAAGAGUCGAAAAUAAAGAUGGAGGUUUGCCAGACUGGAUAUUACACAGAAGACUUCAGGACACAGGAAGUGCCAGCUGGCUUUGACUUCACGUCUUAUGACUACACUGGUGAAGACCUGUCUUUUCUGUUAGACAGUAAAGCACCUGGGCAGCAGCAGUACGUCACAGAGAGCAGCUACCCAGAGCCUCCGAAGGCCUCUCACCCAUAUGACACUAAAGUGAGCACCAGCGACACGGCCCUCUUCAACCUGGACUCAUACCAGGAGUUCAACUGGUGGGCCUCAUAUCCACACGAUGGCGUCACGGUCGACCAGCCACAAACUGGAUACCAGGAGUCUCCACAGACGUACCAGAGCCUGGUGCCCCAGAACGGACAGUUCAGCCCGGCCAUGGAGAGCAGCCACAGCCCCUUUCUCACUGCCAAAGGAUCAAAUACAUUACAAAGUGAGACGGAUCAGAGCUACUCGUGUCACUCGGCUGAACUGUACGACUCUGACGGACAGAGGCAGUCCUCGUCCUUCUGGUCUGAAUACCCCUCACCCAGCUUCACUGCCCCCCUACCACACCCGCCCCCGGCCUCCUGCCCUCAGUCCUCAGAGCAGUACUGCCCCCGUGUGGUCAAACGCAAAAACACACACCCUCAGAGGCCGGACAGAGAGGGCCACCUGGCAGGAAUGUCAGCAUAUCCAGGUUCUGGUCCAAUCCAGCUGUGGCAGUUUCUACUGGAGUUACUUCUGGACUCUGCCUGCCGAACCUUCAUCUGCUGGACGGGAGACGGCUGGGAGUUCAAGAUGUCCGACCCAACAGAGGUGGCCAAGCGCUGGGGCCAGUGCAAGAACAAACCCAAGAUGAACUACGAGAAGCUGAGCCGUGGCCUGCGUUACUACUACCACAAGAACAUCAUCCACAAGACGGCGGGCAAACGCUACGUCUACCGCUUCGUCUGUGACGUUCAGGGCAUGCUGGGAAAGACGGCGCAGGAGGUCCUGACCAGUCUGAACGUUUUGCCCACGAACACCGAGUCCUGGCAGUGUCCCGGGUUACCGGCUGCAGCAGCAUCGGACCACAGCAGCGAAACAUGGGCGUCACAGUAGGGAGCGGUGACCUGGACUCUGAGUGCUGCUGGCUGAGAGGGAGCAGCACGUUUUCAUGGAGUACUACAGAAAAUAAGUACAUAAAUAGAUAACACAACAAAGUGAACACAUCCUCUUCUAGCCCUGGCUGAGCGAGAGCAUCCUCAUGGAGGUGAUGUUGUCACACAGAGGCCAGGAGAAGCUGCAUUUCAGGAAGAAAAAAAAAAACACCCCUUUUUGUUUCAUGCAGUCAGCCUAUAAAGACAAUAUGAUUUUUUUAAAGAAAUAAUAGAUGAUAUAAAAUACAAACUCAUCAACAUGUAGCUCCUUAACCUCAGGGCUGAAUAACUGCAGCACAGGAACAAGCCAGGGGAGUUCUCAGCACUAGAAACAGAUUAUUUUGCAACAUCUGGGGCCAUGUUUUCAUGUGUGCGUGUGGUUUUUUUUACGAAGAAAUUGAUUUGUAAAUAGUGUUUAUACGAUUGCUAUGUAGAGUUUUGUGCAUUUAUAUUAUUAUUUUUUUGUAAUACAAAACUCAUGUCUACCUCUGUUUUUAAUCAGAAUAACAUAAACUGCAUAAUCUUUAUGCAUAAUCAUUAUCAGGUGAAAGUUUGAACCUGUGGAAUGUUUUUUUUUUUAAAUAAACUGUAUAUAAUUAAA
Molecule: messenger RNA, 2220 nt
Organism: Acanthopagrus latus (yellowfin seabream)
Lineage: Eukaryota; Metazoa; Chordata; Actinopteri; Spariformes; Sparidae
Product: ETS1-related protein
Exons: 8
Coding region: 439-1581 (380 amino acids)
Biological process (GO): regulation of transcription by RNA polymerase II; cell differentiation
Cellular component (GO): nucleus
Molecular function (GO): sequence-specific DNA binding; DNA-binding transcription factor activity, RNA polymerase II-specific
Source: RefSeq, a predicted model, not a curated record